AUGUCCGCCAUGGAGACGUACCACGGCCACGUCCGCACCCCCAACGAUGCCAUCAUCCUCUUCGAGGCCUGUCGCACCGGCCUGCUGCCGCGCGUCCAGCGCCGCCUGUCCGAGAAGGAGCGCCAGCAGAUCAAGUCCGGUUCGGUCUUCGUCUGGGACGAGAGGGAAGCCGGCAUGCGCAGAUGGACCGACGGGAAAUCCUGGAGCGCCAGCAGGGUGUCCGGCAGCUUCUUGACCUACCGCGAAAUGGAGGGCAAACGCGGCGGCAACGGCUUCCCCGCGAAAAAGUCCAGCAGCAAGUCCGACAACGGCUCCAAGGACGGCUCGGACGAGGACGGUCCCGACGGAUACCGCUACAAGCCCGACGGCCUGAUGAAGCAGUCGUUCAGCAUUACCACCUCCCAAGGCCAGCAUCUCCACCUGAUCAGCUACUACGCGCGCUCGAGUCCCACCGCCAACGUGCUGAUGCAACCUUCGCAAGACCCGAGUCUGCGUCACAUCCGUCCCCAGAAGGGCAUGUACCCCGAGUCGUCUGUCAAUGAGCAAUCCAGUGUUCCCGCCGUGACAAGAGGACCCAUGCCCGGGUCGCCAUACGCCACCGCACCCCACGUCGGCUCUCCGUACACAAGAGCGGGCGCACCUCUGCCGCCUUACACCAUUCAACUACCGCCUGGCCCUUGGCCGCCCACUCCUCAAGGAACCCCGCCCUACUCGCCCUACGGCUACCCUGCACCCGGCGGCUACAUUGCGCACUCUCCUCACCCGUACCACCACUACCCGGCACAUACAGCUUACCCUGCCGGAACUGUGUUCGACAGGCCCCCUCCCGGACUUCCCCCGCCACCUCCGAUGGCGAAUGGCCACCCUUAUGCUCAUCACCAGCUCGCUCCGGCUGCUCACCACCCUCCCAACGUCUCUCCGCGUGUCCAGCAAGCGGCCCACACUGGACCGCCUUCGGCAGCUCCGGGACUGCCCCCUCAUCCGUAUGCGCACGUGGAACCUCCGCAGCAGCAUAGGCCGUCUCUGCCCGCCCCCUCGACUUCUGGCCCCGAACUUCCUCCUGUCAACACUCCGGCUGCUCCGGUCACGAACGGCAUGGCCGUCACCCCGCAACCGCCCGCGACCAACGGACAGGUAGAACUCCAGCGAUCCGCUUCCACGGAGGCGCAGUCGCAAUCAGCUCCCGACAGGAAUGACAGCGCACCGCCUCAGGCCAAGACUUUCCCCAGCAUCCACGCGCUUGUCAAUGGAUCGUCGGAUGCGACAGAGAACAAGAGUGACGCAAGCGCAACUAGCCGCAACGGAAGUCGCAGCCCCAACAGCGCCCUGCAACACGUCAAAGAGCGGAAUUCCGGAUAUGGCGAGGACUCGAAAGCAUUGAGGAGUCUCGACAAGGCUUUCAUGGUCAGAUGA
This is a messenger RNA of Diplodia corticola, 1413 nucleotides long. RefSeq names its product camp independent regulatory protein. Gene Ontology annotation, molecular function: DNA binding. The coding region runs from base 1 to 1413 and encodes 470 amino acids. The record is from RefSeq and is a predicted model, not a curated record. Lineage: Eukaryota; Fungi; Ascomycota; Dothideomycetes; Botryosphaeriales; Botryosphaeriaceae. The transcript is spliced from 2 exons.